Molecule: messenger RNA, 929 nt
Organism: Portunus trituberculatus (swimming crab)
Lineage: Eukaryota; Metazoa; Arthropoda; Malacostraca; Decapoda; Portunidae
Exons: 3
Coding region: 176-715 (179 amino acids)
Source: RefSeq, a predicted model, not a curated record
GGGGCAUUCAGGCGGCCCGCGCAGGCCGCCGGAAGGCGGCCUGAACGAAUCGGUCGCUGUCAGGUUUUUUCCGUCCGGCCAACGUCCGGUUCAGGCCGGUUUGAGUGUGUGUGGGCACAUGAGGCGGCCUUGAGGCCGCACGUGUCAGUGUGAAUCUCGGCAGCAUAGUGUCAACAUGUCUGUCGCACUAACCACCAGCUGCACCACCGAGGAAGAGCGCCAAUUUUGGGCUGAAUUUAUUGAAAUAUAUAAGGAAAAUCCAUGCCUAUGGAAAAUCAGGUCAAAAGAAUAUUCAGAUAAAGUAAAGAAGAAUGCAGCAUAUGACUUGCUUGUAGAGAAAUUGAAAGAGAAGGACGGCGAUGCUACUAGAGAGCUAGUCACAAAGAAGAUUAACAACAUGAGGAGCUCCUUCAGGAAAGAGUCCAAGAAAGUUUUGUCCUCUAUGAAAUCAGGUGCUGGUACUGAUGAUGUUUACACACCUAAUUUAUGGUAUUACGAUCUGCUCCUGUUCCUGAAAGACCAAGAAAUUCGGAGGACAUCUGUGUCAAGUAUGGAAGAGUUUGCGGAUCAUGCCGAAGAGGGAGCGUCUACUCGUGCAUCAUCGAGAAGUAGCAGUGUCUGCAGUGACCAUGACCGACCAUUAGCAGAGAGUUCAGAACCAGCAGUUAAUUCUCUCACUGCAGGAGCGAGAAAAAAAACAGAGACCUUCGACUAGUCCUGCUGAAAAUGUUCUCAAACUCAUCGGAGAGCGCAUCACAUCUUCCCGGCCAGAGGAUGAGUUUGACAUUGUGGGAAAAAAUGUUGCAACAAAACUCAGGAAAAUGACAGCAGAUAUGCAACUGCUAGCAGAAAAGUUAAUAAAUGAUGUAUUGUAUCAAGGCCUCAGUGGAAAACUAACAACAAACAUGGAAUUAAAAGACUCAUCAACA